GAGUCCCUUCGGCGGGUGGACGUAAUAGUGUGGGACUUUCCCCACGUUCCCGGGCGGGGCUGACCUGGACUAAGGACGUGUCGGCGGUUCAGCCUCUUUUAUCCGUGACUGAAUGUAGAUGGACUCAGCCAUGUGGAAACAGGUGACACCAUGCCAAAGUUCAACUCUGAGGAGGAAAGUUUUCUCUGCCUAAACCUCAAACAGGAAUGGCUCAACUCACAGGAGGAUUUCUCUAGCAAUAGAGUAAAGCUCAGAUGUUUCAUAAGGCAACACAGGACCAAGACUACGUGGGGCAUCUUUGCUGAUCCCAGGCACUCCGUCCUGCCCAUCUGGACUUGGGCCUGAAAGAUCCAGGGAACGUUUGGGAGCAUGGCGGAGAGGAGAGGCUCCACAGGCACUGAACCGCUGAAUCUUGAGGCAGGGGGCCCGAGGCCUUCUGAUCCAGACGGGGCGAGGCCUCCUGAUGCAGCCGGUGCAAGUGGAGCAGGAAAUGCUGCUGCUGUCCCAAAGUGCAUUGCGGACCAAAAGUACGCCUUAGCAGCAGCUGUUCUCAUCACAGUUUUGCUUAUUGCUGUAAUUGCAUUGGCUGCUAAAAAAACACCACCAUGUGCCCCUUGUCCUCCCCCUAUUGAUGCUGCCUGCCCGGAUGGCUGGGUUGGGUAUGGAGGAAAAUGCUACUAUGCAUCAGAAGAGGAAAGGAAUUGGAACAUCAGCGCAGUGAAUUGUUCCUCAUUUGACAGUACCUUGGCUGUGAUUGAUAGCCGACGGGAUCUGGAUUUUUUAAUGAAAUUUACUCGCCCCUUUCAUUUCUGGAUUGGCCUCUCAAGAGAAGCCUUGGAAAUGCCCUGGAGAUGGCCCAAUGGCACACAGCUUAAAAACUGGUUUCCAGUGCGAGGAGGAGGCCUCUGCGGGUACAUCAAUGACAAUGGGCUCAGUAGUACCAGGUGUUCCACAGUGAAGAAUUUCCUCUGCAGCAAGGAUGAUGCAUGCAUCACCAGGAGAAAAAGAGAUGCCUCCUCGUCUCCAUCUACAUAAGGGGACCAGCGCCAGCUCUUCAGAGAUCCAGGACACCAUGAAGGAACACUGCUUUUUCUGAGGAAGCCUGAUCCUGAUAUUAGAACACCCAGGCCCAUUUCUGAGCUUUUCAGCAUCCUAAACCUAUUCUCUGUCUAUAACUCGGAGAUUAUGAAUGUGACGGUAGCAUCACUGCAAGGGCCACUGGAGGCUCCCAGUCACCUCCGCCUCUCUCUUGCUCGCUCUUUUUGCAGUAGCUGCUCAUUUUCAUACAGCAGGGGGCUGGCUUCUGUGAUAUGGGCUACCAGAGGAGGCUUUGGAAGGAGGGAGUCAGGGGAAGCUGCCACUCUUAUGCUGUACAGUGGAUGAGGGUUGAAGGUAGAGAGGAGAACACAGAAGCAGGGCUAGUUAACUGUGGUGGGAGGGAGCCCAAGUGGUAAACAGCCACGUGAUUGGCUAGUUGCAAUGGGGCACUACACAGGCACAGGAAGGGGCGGGGAAGCUGAACGUGAGGACGAGAGGGAGAGAGUGCUGGGAUAUUUUGCAGCACUGCAUCGAUGAGGGUGCUCUCAGUGAUGAGAAAAAGAUCCAUCCCAAUCUAAGGGCUAAAAAAUGAGCCCAGACAAGUUUCCCUGUCUGGUGACUUACUACCUGAGGCUUUGUGUGGAUUUAAAUGGAAGGGUGAGUUGGGUGGGAGAAAAAGUGAGAAGAGAGCAUCCACAGAGAAGCCCCCAAAUCUGCCUUUUCUCACAAGGGCAGCUUUCCAGUCUGUAGCAGACAUGCAGGUUCCAGGUCAUGUAAGAAUCCUCUUCAGGCACGUGUAGGCUGCCUUCAUUCCAAGCCAAAAAGCCGGCUGCAUGGAUGGACUGAGGCUUUUCCGAGGACAAUCACCAGUUGAGCGGCAGCCUCUUUUGAAUCUCAGGAAGAAACUGGGUAUAAGAGGGUCUGACUGUUGAAAAUCUGAUCUGUGGGACCAACAAAUAAUCUCCCAGCUUGCGGGCUGCAUUUCACACUUUUGCCCAUACGACUGUGCUCCUGGGCUUCCCCAACUGUGGGGGACUUGUAAUUGUACCCAGCGUUUCCUCACCAUUGCUUCUCCACCCCCGCUUCUGUCCCUCAGUACUUCCUCUUUCUGCCCGGAGGGGAAAGAGGAAGUAAACAAAGACUACAUGGCCCAUUCAGGGGCAGUUUUCAUCGCACGGCUUUUCCUGCACACAGCAGGAGAUCGCAGCACAUUCCGUUUUUUGUUUUUUUUUAAGUUGGAUUAAAAGGGGUCUAUUUUGCAACAGAAAACCAAAGAGUGGGAGGCACACAUCAAAAAGUGGGCAGAAGUGAGUGAGCAAUAAAAUGCUCCUCAGAUAAAACGCUUUAAUAACCCAAGGCAUGGUAUGUGAUUAAAAAGGAAAAUGGAAUUUAUUUUACAGGAAAAGAGAGUUUACGCAGCAUUUUAAGCCACCCUCUUUUACAGAGGACAGUCCUCACUUUGAAGGGCUGCCAGAGGACUGUCCUUAUUUGAAGGCGUCUUUUCGUCCUAGGGAUGUCCUGUUCAAUUCCAAUUUAAAGGUAAUGAACCAGAAGAGCUGUUGCCCAUCAAGUUAGCAAUCAAACAGCACAUGGGGUGAAUAAGCAGCAUGCAGGUCACUUAGACACAGAGUGGGUUCAGAUAACACGAUAACCAAUGGUGGUUUAAAUAGUUGACGGUUGGUUAUUUUAUUUAUUUGUUUAUUUAUUACAUUUUUUUAUACCGCCCAAUAGCCGAUUUGGGUUAUCAUGUUGUGUGAAGAGAGGUUUUUAACCAUUGGUUGGUUAUUUGGCUGAAAUAACCAACGCUGUGCAGAGUUGGCUAUUUGAACCACCAUUGGUUAUCGUGUUGUGUGGAGAGAGUUUUUUUAGCCAUUGGUUGGUUAUUUGGCUGAAAUAACCAACGCAAAUAACCCAACACUGUGCAGAGUUGGCUAUUUGAACCACCAUUGGUUAUCGUGUUGUGUGGAGGGCACCAUUGGAUAUUUCUUCAGCCACUGUUGGUUAUUUCGUCAGCCACAGAGUUGCAAGGCAAGAGGGGUCAAAGCAGUGGCUGCUGUUCUAGUCCAGCCGGCAGGAUGGAUUUUCGGCAGCAAUGGCUGAUGAGUUACUAGCAGGAGGACUGAGAGGGGAGAGAGGGCAAGAGAUGAGUGACAACUCAGGCAUGAGCAUGGACUAAUAGUCAAUUCACACCACAGUUGAUAAUUAUGUUGUGUGGGGUGUACCCGCUUGAUAAACAAGUAUCGAGUUGAUUAUUGCCCCACCACUGACUAUCAUGUUGUCUGAACGCAGCCAAUGUCUUCCACACUAUGUUGAGAUGCACUGUAUUCCUAAUUAAAUUAUACUAACAAUUUCUAAAUUGGCAUGUGUAUGUAUGAAUUAGCAUAUGCAAAUAUUAAAAUCACAGCCCCUUUUUGUCCUGUUUUUGGUGGUACUGGUACUUUUUUUUGAGGGGGGGGAGUAAUUCUAGCCCAAUGCAGAACUAGAUGUGCCUAAGCCCAUUGAUCUAAGUCUGCACAAGGUAUGUUUAAGCUUCAUAGGCCAAGAUCUAGAGAAGUGACGUAUCAAUUGAAAUUAGGUAAAGGCAAAAUCAAAACAUCUGACUUUUAUAAAAUAUGACAGGACUUUUUUCUAUAUAGAAGGACAUGCACAGCAAUAUUUGUCAAAGCCUUUUCUCAGAUUAUGGAAAAGGGACUAAAUAUAAGAUUGGCAUCCAGAAGAAUUAUAAAGGACAUUUCUAAGUAGCCGAUGGUGGCAGGUUCAGUACAGAUAAAAGGAAAGGUUUUGUCACAUAGUGCAUAGGUAAACUAUGGAAUUCGCUACCACAAGAUGUAGUGAUGGCCAUCCAUUUGGAUGGCUUUAAAAGGGGAUUAGAACAGAUACUACACUUGAUCUUAGCCCAAAGGCCGAGAAGUGAAAAAUUUGCCCUGCUUGCAAGUAAGUUGAGAGCUAGGCAUCAAGACCAUUCACAAGUAUUGUAAUGGGGAGUUGGAGAUUUUGCCCUUUUAAAAUGUGUUGUCCUAGUUCCCCACUGUGAAGCUCUUAAUUUAUGUAAAUGCAAUUUUGUAUUUUUAUAUUCUUGUAUAUUUGUUUAUCUUUUUAUUUUAAAUUAUCUAUUUUUAUUCCACUUACGUAUAGCUCAUCUUUUUACUUGUAUUUUAUUUUUCUAACUAUGUUAAAUUGUGAUGGUUUAUCGCUUUUAGCGAUAAAGAUUUCAUUCAAAGGGGGUUGGAUAAAUUCCUGGAGGAGAAAGCUAUAACGGCUACUAGUCCUUAUGGCUAUGUGCUACCUCCAGUAUCAGAGGCAGUAAACUGGGGAACACGUUUAGGAGGCUGCUGCUGUACCCGUGUCCUGCUUGUGAGUUCCUGGUUGGCCACUGUGUGAACAGAGUGCUGGACUAGAUGGACCCUUGCUCUGAUCCAGCAGGGCUCGUCUUAACGUUCUUAAGGAUUCUAUGUAUGGCUUGGUGUGUAAAGUGGAAAAAUAUGAAGAGAGAUUAAACGUACUACCCUCUGUCAAGAAUUUGAUAUAAAUUCAGUGUAUUUCUUUUUGUUUGUUUUCCUUUUAGUCUUCAUUUUUUGUUUUGUUUUCUUUCUGUUGAUUUUGUUAGGGAAACUAAUAAAAUCUUUAAAAAACAACAAAAAAA
Molecule: messenger RNA, 4681 nt
Organism: Elgaria multicarinata webbii
Lineage: Eukaryota; Metazoa; Chordata; Lepidosauria; Squamata; Anguidae
Product: C-type lectin domain family 2 member D-like
Exons: 7
Coding region: 370-1035 (221 amino acids)
Source: RefSeq, a predicted model, not a curated record